This is a messenger RNA of Sclerotinia trifoliorum, 830 nucleotides long. Lineage: Eukaryota; Fungi; Ascomycota; Leotiomycetes; Helotiales; Sclerotiniaceae. The record is from the annotation of a GenBank genome assembly.
UUAUCCAAGAAGGUUCUCUACUUUCUCUGCUUCCUAGAAACUACCGGGGCCUUGAAUUGGUAGUACUGAGGAGCAUAUGAUUCAAAUUGAUACAAACACUUCAAACGUUAACACUAUCAACAAAGAACAGCAUCCACUUCAGGUAAAAAUAUCCCAAGCCAAGCAAAGCUUCGAUCGUUUCAUACCAGACAUUUCCACAAACAGCCAUGCCUUCCGAAACAGACCACCUCUCUCACUUCUUCAAAUCAGAAAGAAAUCUCGUGGAAAAAAUAGUCAAUAUCAUAUUAGAAUACAGCAAACUCCGCGACACAGUCAAAGCCAGAGAUUUGUCAUUGCAAGCCUCGCAAACGCAAAUAUCACAGCUUGAGGAAGAAACGCUGUGCUUGAGAAGAGUGCUAAUAGAUUGGCGAAAUAUGAAGGGCAAGCAUCUUAAGGAUCCAAUUCAGGAUUAGAAGCGGUGGAAGAAAUGAUUAAUGGGAUAGAAUUUAUGAAAAAUGCUUAGAAUGCUCAUAGAGAAAGAGCGGACGGGGCGGAGAAAGCAUUGAAAAGUGCUUUGGAUUCUUAAAGGUAUAGGGCGAAUGCGGCAGAGAGAGCAUCGAGCAGGGAUUGUGCCACUCAUAGCAUAGCGGAGGUUGACCACAUAAUGUAAAGUGUGACAAAGGUUGACAGGAGUUGUGAGUGGAGAUCGUGAAAUGGUUGUCUAUCAGGUUUUGAACGAGACGCUCUGAACUUUGUGUGGAAGCAAGACACUUUAGCUUGAGCCAGGAGGAUUUGAGAGUGCUAAAUAGGAUCGAAUCGUACUUCCUGAUCAACCUCGUCAAUUUGACUUC